This is a messenger RNA of Megachile rotundata (alfalfa leafcutting bee), 1695 nucleotides long. RefSeq lists its product as uncharacterized. The record is from RefSeq and is a predicted model, not a curated record. Lineage: Eukaryota; Metazoa; Arthropoda; Insecta; Hymenoptera; Megachilidae.
UAAUAUUUCGAUUGCAACAUUAAAAAACGAAAGAAAAAAAUAAAGACCACAAUUUUGACUUCUUACGCGAAAAAGUUGUUGAUGAAAAACUAGUUUCGAUAAUUUUGCUUAAGCCGCUUUACAUCGGAGUUUGCGCCUUUGAAUUACGACAACCUGUCGUCAGAUGUUGGCUUUGCGUCAAUGGUAAAGCUAUUUUAAUUUCGAAUUUCGGAUGACCCUGAUGUACUUUAUUAGGUAUACAGUACAUGUUAAUGUCACGAUUCAACAAUUCAAGAAUAAAAUAAUCAAUUUUUAGAAAGACUAGUAAUAAUUUCUAAGAUGAGUGCACCUCCAAAAUAUUAUGGGAAAAGAAGGAGUAUUGUUCGUAGGAUUGGUUCAAUGUUACCUUUGAAACCACCACCAAAGGUAUAUGUUAGUGUUACACCUUUACAUUCAAUGACAAGUUCUAUGAUUAAUGAAGAAACUAGCAGUGACCAUGUAGACACAAAUGGAUAUGGACCUGCAAGCAGACUUUCUAAUAUUAGACCAGAUUUAUUGGAACCAAUUAGUUUCGGGUCUGAAAUUAGAUUACUCGCAUUAGAGCAAGAACUUCAAGAACUUAGGGAACAAGUUUCUGCAAUAGUAAAAAAUAAUAAAGAAUCUCGAUAUACCUCCACUGCUUCUUUAGCAAAUGGAACGAAUAAUGAUAUACCACAGUUACAACAGCCGCUCCCAGAACCGCCACCACCUCCUCCGCUACCACCACCAACACCACAUAUUGCAAGAAGAGCAAGUUUGCAAGAUCAUAAAGUGGAUGAACGUAAAAAGUUUUCAUUUACAUCUCAAGCAUCCAUGACCGAUGUAUUGAAAGAUAUUGAUAAUGUCAAAUUAAGGCCAAUUGCUAAGUCUCCUGGAGGAGGGCCUCUUCGUAUAAAACGUGACAACAGUCCAUGUAACGAUUUACAAGAAAUACUUAGAAGACGUUAUGUUGCAAUGAGUUCAGCUGAUAGUAGGAAUUCUUCAGUAAAUUUAACAACGGAUGACUCUUUCAGAAGUGAUGCGUGAAUAAAUUCUGAAUGUUUUUCAAUGUGUAUUGUGCGAACAAAGGUGCCAUAUAAUGUUUUUGAGGCCAUUAACAAGAAGAUAAUAUAUCUAAUUGAUAAAUUCAGUUAUGACAUCAAAUUGUGGCAUGUAAGAUGUGAUAAACUGAUUAUGUAAGCUGUAGUACGAAUGUGGCGUAUAUCUACAAAAUCGUAAUUAUUAAUCGUGGUUUUAUAUCGCAAAUUAAUUUUCAAUAAGUAAUACUCACUUUUUUCAAAGAAUACUGCUAUUAAAACAUACAAACUAUAGAAGUAAUAUAUCGCAUAUUUGCACAGGCAGAAAUAUUGGGCUGUAAAUUGAUAAAACAUUCAAUUGGUUUUAUCAAAUGAAACAAAAUAUUUAUAACUUUUUUUAUUAUAAAAGCUUUAGCAUUUUAUUGAAAUUAUAAAAAAAAGACAUUGAAAUUACUAAUUUUAAUAGUUACAAUACUGAAAUUAAAGAGUCAAGUACUUGCGUUUAAAUUUUUAAUUAAAUCUACAAUUUGUUAUACUAUUAUUUUUAAGAUAUAUUUGACUACUAGAAAUACUCUUCUAAAGUUUUGUUAUGUUAUCAAAUGCAUAAUACAAAUACAUUAUAAUUAUAUUAUCAAGUUAGAAUAUUAAAAAAUUUUUGUAA